AUGCAACAACAACAAUACUUACAUCGUACUGAUAUCGAUAUUCCUGUAGUAAAUUAUCGAGAUAAAGUAUCAUCUUCAGUAAAGGACGACGACGUUCGAAUAGUCAAAGUACAUGAAUUGAAACAAGCAUUUGAUGAUUUUAUUCAAGUAUCAAAAUUUUCACCGAGAGAUCUAAAAGAAAUACUUGAUCUUUUGAGUCAAAUUGACGAUAAACAACUUCUUAUCGAUGCUCAAUUGAUUGACCAUAAAGUUUAUUCGAUAUUCAUCUUCAUAUUAAAAGACUUAUUAAACAAAUGGCACGUGGCGAACUCGUUCACACAGUUUGAAUCGUCUUACUUAUUUCCUUCUCUUAUCAAACUUAUCUGUAAAAUGAAUUACUACUCAAUAGAUUUAGUAGAAUCAUUGAGACAAUGUUUAAAUGAUAUUGCAAAACAUGAACGAUAUUUAGAGAAUAUAAAUGGUAUCGAAUAUUUCUCCAGCAUAGUAAAACUUUACGUACAAGAUGAGCAGAUUAUGAAUGUGAUUGUAAAUUGUCUUUGUUCGGAUCAUUAUUUGAAUAUGUUUCAGCGAACUGGAAAAUUGGAAAAAUGUUUAUUAUUAACAUAUCCAAGAUAUUUUCUAGAUUAUCAAGAUCCACAGAAAAAAGACAUGGCAGAAAAGUUAUUGAAUACACUUGGAAAAUCUGCAGCUCAAUUAUUGGCGCGUUACUCAAAAAUAAUUGAUGAACCUGUUAUUGACUUACUUCAUAUAUUAAAUCACAGUUUUCAAUUGUGUACAACAGCUAAAGUACUCGAUACUCAUCGACUAUUACCACUCAUUGAUGAACUUUUAGUAAUACUAGAUGAAAAAGCACCGUCUUGGAAAGAAAAUUCAUCGAUUAGUAAAUCUUCUCUUGAUCUUCUACAAACUUUAACAGAUAAGAACGAAGCAAUUCGGAAAUAUGUUCAACAACGAGAAGAUGUUUUCCAGAAAUUGAAAGAAUUAAAUCGUUCUAGUAGUGCAAAUGUAUUGUCGGAUACAGAAACAUCAUUUUGCUAUCGUAGAGAUGAAGAAAAUGAUGUACACGAACUUUUCACGUCAAAUAAAAAUCAAAAUAAAGAAGAAAUAACGCUGAUCUGGUGUGAUCAAAAUAUUGAUGUUCAUGACGAUACGAAUGGAACAGCUGAACUACUUCAGCAAGUAAAUGGUUGUGUUUACACCUAUUCGGAUCCGGACACUUGUUUAGACAAUAUUAAUCAAAUUCAAACAGAAAAAAUAUUUCUGAUUUUAUCGGGUAAAACCGCAGAUGACAUGAUAGACAAAGUUUAUCAUUUAAAACAAGUGGAUUCGAUUUAUAUAUUUUGUAUGAACAGUGUUAAAUAUGAACAUUAUCUAAAUGAACCAGAUAAUAAAUAUUAUAAGAUUGUUGGAAUAUAUACCGAACAUGAACCACUAUUGCGAGCUGUACAAAAGAAUAUUUGUGAUGUGAUCAAACAAUCGGAAGUGGCAAGUUUAUUGAAGCAAUAUGAACGAUCGACAAGAGGUUUAAGUAGUGAAUCACAUGGUUUUGAUGUCUUUCGUGCGUUCAAGUAUGUAUUAUUCAGAACAGACUAUGAUAGAGAAUGUGCAAAAAGGGAAAUGAUAGAAUUUUGCCGAAACUAUUAUCGAGGAAAUAGCUCAUCAUUAAAAGAUAUCAAUAAAUUUGAGCAAACAUAUGAUUCAAGUGAUGCUAUUUAUUGGUACACACGAUCAAUAUUUCCUUUUAAACUAAUUAACAAAGCUCUAAAAACGGAAGAUUAUGAACUCUUAUUAUCUCUUCGAUUCUAUAUUAUCGAUCUAUGUAACAAUCUUCAAUUGAAGUAUGAUGAAUUAAAGCAAAGUUUGUCAACAAUUGUAACAUAUCGUGGUGUGAGAUUGGCUCCACCUGAUAUUUAUAAUCUGAAACACAAUGUUGGUAAAACUAUAGCAACAAAUGGUUUUCUUUCAACUAGUCGUUCACAACAUGUGGCUGAAGUAUUUGUUGGACUAGGGCAACCAAUAGAGCAAGGUCUCGAGCGUGUUAUACUAGAAAUUCAUGUCGACACAACAAAGUCAACCACAGCACUAGCUGAUAUUGCUCGUUACAGUGAAUUUCCUGAAGAAGAAGAAGUUCUCUUUGAUUUAGGAGCAGCAUUCGUUAUUGACAGUGUCACUUAUAAGAAAUCCACUCAUGCUAACUCGAAUGAUGAUAUAUGGUAUGUUAAAUUAUCCGCUGAAUCAGAGGAACUUUUGAUGAACAACAUACAAACAUUGCUCAAGAAGUGUGGAGAAACGGAAAUGAACUUAUUAGUGAGUGAAUUAUUAUUGAAAAUGGAAUUUUAUGAUACAUGUCGAAACUAUUUGACAAGUCUUUUUGAUUUCUAUGGAAACGGACAUGAAAAAGUUGCUAAAAUCGAAGAAUUUAUUGCUUGGACAUUUGAAGACGAGAAAAUAUGGGAUCAAGCAAUUCAACAUUAUACGAAAGCAUUUGAUCUUUAUGCAUCUUCUAAUCGAUGGGAAAACGCUUCGAGAGUGAUCAUUUGGGCUGCUAAUUGUUAUUAUCAGAAACAAGAUAAAAUUAUUAUGCGACAAUAUGCUGAAAAGGCGAAUGACAUCUUGAAGAAUAAAACCAAUCUAUCAGAUCAUCAUUGCCAAUUUGGUGAUGUAAUAAGUCUUUACGGUAUAUUAGAAGACAUUGAUGAAGCUGCUCGGAAUCAUUUUGUGAAAGCGUUAGAUAUUUAUCAAAAUGCUCUCACGGUAUGUAAAUGUAAUGAUCAUGAUGAGAAAAUCGCUCAAACCUUUGAAAAUAUAGGUAUUCGUUAUAAAGAUGAAGGAGAUUACGUAAAGGCAAGAGAAUAUUUUCAAAAAAGUGAAAAGAUAAGAUGUAGAAAUAUUACAUUUUCGAAAGAACGUAGAGCAUAUGUAACCUGUUUACAAUCGAUAGGUGGCUUUUACAAUUUGGUACAAGAUAGAACGAAUGGAAUAACGUAUAUGACAAAAGCAUUCGAAUUUAUAGACGUUGAUCUAAUCAAAUCAGUAUAUAAAGAGAAUUCGGAGGUACAGGAAAGUGUCAUACAGAUAAAACUUUUUAAGAACAUCUACGAUACUACAUUGCUACAUGAACUAAAACGAUUAGAAUUGUUGAAGAAACUUCAACCGCCGAAUUAUGAGAAGAUUAUUGAGCGACAUUUUAGUAUUGGUGAGAUUUACUGUAAAACCAAAGAUUACACAUGGGCUCGUGAACAUUAUAACGAGGCUUAUAAUCUAUGUGACACCAAGAUAUCUUCUAAAGACCAACAAGCACAGUGUCUGUUUGAUAUGGGUCAUCGAUUAAUACUUGCCGAUAUUGAUUCCGCACUGGAAUUUGUGAGUAAAGCAUUAGAAAUUCGAUUAUUAGUUCUGAAAAGUGAUGAUGUUAACAUUGCUUUUUCUCAUUAUGAUAUGUAUGUUCUCUAUGAACAUGUGGAAAAGUUUGAUACGGCUAUUGAACAUUUACAAAAAGCAAUGGAUAUAUUUGAAAAACAUAUCAACAAUGAGCAAAAUUAUCAAUUUAAUGUAAAAGAACAAUAUAUAAUGUGUUAUUACUUCAGUGCUUCCAUGUAUAAAGAAAAACAAGAGUUCAACAAAUCAACAGAGUAUUUACUCACAGCAGUAACUAUUAUCGAACGUGUGUUUUCUGAUAUACCAGAUAAUUACUGUACACUAGCCAAGUGCUACUUAAUGAUAGCUCAGAAUUACUCUGAAUUACGUGAUUAUAACGCAAGUAUUACAUUUUAUGAGAAAUAUCUCGAAACCAUAGAAAAACAUCCUGAAAUAGAUACAUUAUUACAACAUGCUCACGAUCACGCUAGUGAAAUAUCCAAUGUAUUUCGCUUACUUGGUUCCAUAUACUAUGUGAAAAUGGAUUAUGAUCAGUCUAUUUUUUACUAUGAAAAAUUUAUCAAAUCUGUAUCAGUAGAUCAGAAACUACUCGAGUCAUCUUUUAUGAUAUUAGGAGAGUGUUACAGUAAUAAGAAAUGUUAUGAAAAAGCUAUUGAAAAUUACGACAAAGCAGCAGUUCAUUAUGAAUCUCAACUACCCAGUGAAGUCGACUAUUAUGCAGCAUGUAUGAUGUACAUGACUGGAUGCUAUUUGCAAUUGGGUAAAAGCCAACAAGCUCCGGCAGGUUCCUCGCCGCCGGAUUCCGGCCGGAAUUGUACAGGAAAUAUCCGAUCAGUUUCUGACCGUUUUCAGCUCGAAGUUUGCAGGAAACGGUCGGGAAAUGACUGGAACCUACGUUUGAACUUCCGGCGGCAAGGAAAUGUUCUUAACUAUGUCACGAUAGUUUCAAAUUACAUCCAGUCAAUCCCAGCCGGUUCCAACCAAUUCCAAUUCCAAACAAUCCCAUUCGAUUCCGAUUCUAGAAUCGGAAUCGGGAUUGGUGCAUGCCCAAUGGUACAAGAGCUAAAACGGUUGACAUUAAACUUAGAAUUACAGCGAUAUGAAGAGGACAUCCAUCGUUAUGAGCAGCUAUACCAAGAAGAAUUCAAUAAGCUUCAACAACAAACUCACAAUCCAACAUCAACUGACUACAAACAUCAAAUAGAUAUCUUAGUGUACUCUGUCGGAUCCUAUCUAAAUAAUUAUAAGCAUAGACUUUUACGUCAAAUAAGACACAGAGAAGCAUGUUUUCAUACAAAUUUGAUCCGACAACGUCGUCGUCGACAAUCGCUCAUGACAGACAACAAUAUUCAGGUGCACCCACAAAUUAUUGUCGAUGCUCCAAAAGUAGCGUUAAACGAUGCCCAACUACAAUUUCCCUCA
Messenger RNA from Adineta ricciae, 4800 nucleotides. The record is from the annotation of a GenBank genome assembly. Lineage: Eukaryota; Metazoa; Rotifera; Eurotatoria; Adinetida; Adinetidae.